This is a messenger RNA of Candidula unifasciata, 444 nucleotides long. The record is from the annotation of a GenBank genome assembly. Lineage: Eukaryota; Metazoa; Mollusca; Gastropoda; Stylommatophora; Geomitridae.
AUGGGGUACCUAGUCGUGGUCGUGUUGACCCCCAUUGUCCUCCUCCCUAUUAUCUUCAGUGUGGAUGAGAAGAAAGCAGCUGGUUGUGGUUACACCAUCGCCGUGAUGGCCAUCUUCUGGCUGACGGAGUGUCUGCCCAUAGCUGUGACGUCACUGCUUCCUGUGGUCCUGCUGCCGGCGCUUGGGGUGAUGUCUGCCAAAACUGUUUCCGCUUCCUAUUUAAAUGAUACAUCCAUGAUGUUUUUGGGAGGUAUCACUGGUGCUAUAGCUAUUGAGAUCCAUGGCGAUCACCUUCUACUGGGCAUGUCCUUGGUCACCUGGUUUCUAUCAAUGUGGAUCUCUAACACCGCUACCACCGCCAUGAUGAUGACCACUGCCCAGGCGCUCCUGCAGCAGUUCAGAGACUUUAAAGACGUCCAUUCAGCAAACGGUUCCUCCACCAAC